This is a messenger RNA of Conger conger (European conger), 3363 nucleotides long. Its product is annotated as voltage-dependent calcium channel subunit alpha-2/delta-2-like. Gene Ontology annotation, molecular function: voltage-gated calcium channel activity. The record is from RefSeq and is a predicted model, not a curated record. The transcript is spliced from 38 exons. Gene Ontology annotation, cellular component: voltage-gated calcium channel complex. The coding region runs from base 1 to 3312 and encodes 1103 amino acids. NCBI's taxonomy places the organism in Eukaryota, Metazoa, Chordata, Actinopteri, Anguilliformes, Congridae.
AUGGCGAUGUGUUCUCGGUCCUGCGGCAUCAUCUGUUUCCUCUCAGCCCAGACUCUACUGAUUUUUAGCGUGUCCUCGCCAGGAGCCGAAAGCCUCAGUUUUCCCCAGCAGUUCACGAUGAUGCACUGGGCCAGACGCAUCGAGCAGGAGAUGGACCGAGUUCUUCAGCACGCCACUGGAGCCCAGCAGCUGAAAGGGAUGUACAGCGAGAAGAGGAGGCAGUUCAGCGUGCUGAGGAAUGUGCCUAGAGAACUGGUGCAAAGGGUCGCAAAAAACAUCGACAGACUGCUGGCUAAAAAGCGGCAGGCGCUGGAGAGGCUGGCGAGGGAGGCGGAGAAGCUGCAGAGGGAGCACUCUUGGCAGGACGGGAUCAAGGAGCGCGACAUGGAGUAUUAUGACUCCAAGGCAGAGCUGGAUUAUGUGAGUUCGGAGGAUGGGGAGAACCCUUACUCCCUGAAGUUAGAGUUUGUGGAAGACCCCAACUUCAAAAACAAGGUCAACUACUCCUACACGGCAGUGCAAAUCCCAACAGACAUCUACAAGGGAUCUCCUUUGAUUCUCAACGAGCUCUCCUGGACGCAGGCGCUGGAGAAAGUCUUCAUUGACAACAGCCGCGAGGACCCGUCCCUCCUGUGGCAGGCGUUUGGCAGCGCCACGGGGGUCACGCGGUAUUACCCAGCCUCACCUUGGAGAGCGCCGGAUAAAAUCGACUUGUACGACGUGCGAAGAAGACUCUGGUAUAUCCAGGGGGCGUCCUCCCCGAAAGACAUGGUCAUCCUGGUUGACGUGAGUGGCAGUGUGAGUGGUCUCACUCUGAAGCUGAUCAAGGCCUCGGUGGUGGAGAUGCUGGACACUCUGUCGGACGACGACUACGUCAAUGUGGCGAGAUUCAAUGAGAAAUCAGAGGUGGUGGUCCCAUGCUUUAAGCAUUUGGUCCAGGCCAAUGUGAGGAACAAGAAGAUCUUUAAGGAGGCGGUGCAGCACAUGUCAGCUAAAGGCACCACCGACUACAAGUCCGGCUUCCACUUCGCCUUCCAGCAGCUGCUCAAUGAGACGAAUGUCCCCCGUGCUCACUGCAACAAGAUAAUCAUGCUGUUUACGGACGGAGGCGAGGAUCGUGCCCAGGACAUAUUCGAGUAUUACAACUGGCCCAACAAGACUGUGCGAGUCUUCACCUUCUCUGUAGGGCAGCACAACUAUGACGUCACCCCCUUGCAGUGGAUCGCUUGCGCCAAUAAAGGCUAUUACUUUGAGAUUCGCUCCAUCUGUGCCAUCAGAACCAACACCCAGGAAUACCUGGAUGUCCUGGGACGUCCCAUGGUGCUGGCGGGGAACAAGGCCAAGCAGGUGCAGUGGACCAAUGUCUACCAGGAUGCCUUGGGGCUGGGCUUAGUGGUUACUGGAACGAUGCCGGUGUUCAACCUCACUGUGGAAGGAAGCUCACAGAACCAGUUGAUCCUGGGAGUGAUGGGAGUGGAUGUCCAUCUGGAUGAGAUAAAGAGGCUGACACCAAGGUACAAUCUGGGUGCUAAUGGAUAUGUCUUUGCCACUGAUCCAAAUGGCUAUGUCCUCCUGCACCCUAACCUGCAAGCAAAGAGCAUGAAUCUCCUGGAGCCUGUAACGCUUGACUUCCUGGAUGCUGAAAUUGAAGAUGCCAGCAAGCAGGAGAUCCGACGGCAGAUGAUUGAUGGAAGGUCAGGUCAAGAAACCAUCAAAUCUCUGAUCAAGUCCAUUGACCAGCGAUACAUCGAUCAGGCUGUGCGUACAUACUGCUGGGCGCCCAUCAACGGCACGGACUACAGUCUGGGUCUGGUAAUCCCCUCGUACAGUGAAUAUUACAUCCAGGCGAACCUCAGCGAUGUGAUGCUACAACUGCAGUAUUUGGAUUCCCUGCUGCCGACCAACUUUGAGUCCGCGGGUCAUGUGUUCCUGGCCCCCAGGGAAUACUGUACUCAGCUACAACUUUCUGACAACAACACUCAGUUCCUGGAGAACUUCCUUUCACUCAUGGUGGAUAUCAGACUAGACUCCAAGCAUUGUAAUCAAGGGCUCCUUCACAGUCUUAUCCUUGAGUCAGAUAUCAUUUGGCAACUGGCGACAAGGGUGUGGAAGAACAAGGAUCUCAACACGUAUGGGUUCCUGGCGUUGUUCGCGGCAACGGACGGCGGGGUCACACGGGUCUACCCCAACAGUGCGGCUGAAAUGUGGAAGGAGGACCCAGAGCCCUUCAAUGCCAAUUACUACCGCCGCAGCAUGGACAACAAGGGCUAUAUCUUCAGAGCGCCCCCUAGACACGCUGGAGAUGAGGCCCUGCACUCCGAGAACGGAACCAUCGGCAUCCUGGUCAGCACCGCCGUGGAGAUCAAUAUCGGCGGCAAGACCAUCAAACCUACAGUGGUGGGGGUGAAACUGGACCUGGAGGCCUGGGUGGAAAAAUUCAAGAUCCUGGCCAGUAACCAGUCCGACAGCCGACAGGGUUCACACAAGUGUGGGCCAUCCAGCAGCUGUGAGAUGGACUGUGAAGUUAACAGUGAUGACCUUCUGUGCUAUCUGAUUGACGAUGGGGGGUUCCUGGUCAUGUCCAACCAGAAAGAGCAUUGGAAACAGGUGGGCCUGUUCCUCGGGGAGGUGGACCCUUCCUUGAUGCACGCGCUCUUCAAUAACUCCAUCUACACGCGGCAGCAGUCCUUCCAGUACCAGGCGGUGUGCGACCCCUCUCCCAGCGGCCACACGGGCAGGGCUCCCCGGGGCGUGUUUGUGCCCACCCUCACAGACCUGCUCAGUCUCGCCUGGUGGACUUCAGCAGCAGCCUGGUCUCUGAUUCAGCAGUUACUGUACGGACUGGCCUACCACACCUGGUUCUCGACAGACGAAGUAGAGGGUGAAGGGGUGGACUCCAGAACAGCGAGCUGUGUGGUCGUGCAGACACAGUUCUACUUCACCAACACCACCAACUUCUACAAUGUGCUGCAGGACUGUGGAAACUGCUCCAGGCUAUUCCACGCCAAGCGCAUUGAGAACACAAACCUGCUGUUUGUGGUGGCGGAGAAGGUUCCCUGCAACUCGUGCGAGAUGGAGAAACUGGUGCAAGUGAAGACGGAGUUCCAGGAGGAAAACCCCUGUGAGAUGCUGAACGCUGCACGGUACCGCAAAGGCCCGACUACCUGCUUCGACUACAACAUCAGGGAGAACACAUCUGAGUGCGGGCGGGGCCACUCCUUGCGCCCGAUGCUGGGGCUCCUGCUCGGUCUCCAGCUGCUCCUGCUGCACGUGACCGAAGAUUGUCCUCUGGCCCUGUCUGGCACACACUAAUGCCACCAGUCCCCCUCUCCCUAUCUCUCCUCUCUCUUAGCCUUUACGCGA